Messenger RNA from Vanrija pseudolonga, 985 nucleotides. It is a transcript of the gene rpl502, whose product is annotated as 60S ribosomal protein L5-B. Gene Ontology annotation, cellular component: ribosome; cytosolic large ribosomal subunit. The record is from RefSeq and is a predicted model, not a curated record. The coding region runs from base 18 to 911 and encodes 297 amino acids. Lineage: Eukaryota; Fungi; Basidiomycota; Tremellomycetes; Trichosporonales; Trichosporonaceae. The transcript has 3 exons. Gene Ontology annotation, molecular function: 5S rRNA binding; structural constituent of ribosome. Gene Ontology annotation, biological process: ribosomal large subunit assembly; translation.
CCAAAAAACGGUCCAAGAUGCCUUUCGUCAAGACUGUCAAGAACAGCGCCUACUACUCGCGCUUCCAGGUCAAGCCCCGCCGUCGUCGUGAGGGCCGCACCGACUACUACCAGCGCAAGCGCCUCGUCGCCCAGGCCAAGAACAAGUACGCCUCGCCCAAGUACCGUCUUGUCGUCCGCUUCACCAACCGCCAGGUGAUCUGCCAGAUCGUCUACGCCAAGCUCACCGGUGACGUUGUUCUUACCCACGCCUCGUCCAAGGAGCUCCCCCGCUACGGCAUCAAGCACGGUCUCACCAACUGGACCGCUGCCUACGCCACCGGUCUCCUUGUCGCCCGCCGUGCCCUUACCAAGCUCGGCCUCGCCGACAAGUACGAGGGCUUCACCGAGCCCUCGGGUGAGCUCGAGCUCGUUGAGCCCCUCGGCGACGACGAGCCCCGCCCCUUCAAGGCCUACCUCGACGUUGGUCUCCGCCGCACCUCGACCGGCAACCGUGUCUUCGGUGCCCUGAAGGGUGCUUCGGACGGUGGCAUCUUCAUCCCCCACAACACCAAGCGUUUCCCCGGCUACGACCCCGAGACCAAGACCAUUGACGCCGAGGUCCUCCAGAAGUACAUUGUCGGUGGCCACGUCGCCGAGUACAUGGAGUCGCUCGAGGAGGAGGACGACGAGCGCUUCAAGAAGCAGUUCGCUACCUACCUCGCCGACGACAUUGGAUCGGAGGACAUUGAGGAGCUCUACUCGGCCGCCUACGAGGCCAUCCGUGAGGACCCCUCGUUCACCCCCACCGAGAAGGACACUGCCAAGUGGACCGCCGAGUCGAAGAAGCUCCGCCAGGUCCGCCUCACCAAGGAGCAGCGUCGCGAGCGUGUCGAGGAGAAGAUCGCCGCCUGGAAGGCCGACAACGAGUAAUCGUUGGUCUCUUGGGUCCAUCAUUGUUCUCUGUACUAGCCUGGGCAUCGAGACAUGCAUCAUCGUGUCCGGAA